AUGUCGGGCCCUAACGAAAAUGGCGAAGACUACCGCCUCACCUCCGAGAUCGCCGUCACCUCCAAAGACCCAGAGUCGAAGGAUGACAAGGACAAGCCGAAGAACGGGGACCCGAUGAAGAAGGGGAAAGGGGAUGAGAAGGAUAUACCGGAGAUCAGCGAGGAAGAUAUGCAGUUGCAGGCCGAGCUGGAGAUGCUCGUUGAGCGAUUAAGAGAAUCCGAUUCCAAGCUCUACAUGCCCGCUCUGGAGCAGCUUCGAACCCUCAUCAGAACGAGUACGAGCAGUAUGACGAGUGUGCCUAAACCCCUUAAAUUCCUGCGUCCGCACUAUGAGGAGCUCGGUACAAUACUGGAGGGGUGGAACAAGGACCUCAAGUCUGAGAGGUCGCUCCUCGCCUCGAUCCUCUCCGUCCUCGCCAUGACCUACUCGGACACCGGCAAGCGCGAUACCCUCAACUACCGUCUCGGCUCCUCCUCCACCGAAGAUCCGGGACUCUGGGGCCACGAGUAUGUCCGCCACCUUGCCGCUGAACUCGGCGAGGAGUGGAACUCGUACUACGCCGCUCUGGUCGAAGCGCCCGCUGAGAAAGGGGCGAACGGCGAGCACAAACCGGCAAAGAAGCAGUACUCGGAGGAAGAACUGAAGGGUUUGGGUUUGGAACUGGUGGCGUUCUUCUUGAAGCAUAAUGGAGAGGCGGAUGCUGUGGAUUUGUUGCUGGAGCUGGAGUGUAUUGAGGAGUUGGCGGGCAAGGUGGAUGAAAAGUCGUAUGACCGUGUUUGUCGGUAUAUGGUUCAAUGCGUCCCUCUGCUCGUUCCCCCAGAUGACCGAUCAUUCCUCGAAACCGCCGCCGAGAUCUAUGCCAAGCACGACCGAUACUCGGAAGCACUGGCGCUGGCUGUGCAGAUGAACGACCGCACUUUGAUCAGGAAAUAUUUUGAUGCCCCUACCAACCCCGUCAUGAAGAAGCAGCUCGCCUACUUCCUCGCUCGCUCCCUCACACCGCUUUCUUGGGUUCACACCGAGGAGGGCAUGGAGAAGGAAGGCGAUGGACCUUGUCCUCAACAGCCAGAAGACAUCCUGGCCUGUCUGGGCUCGGUCAAGCUCUCUUCACACUUCCGGGCAUUCGGCAAGGCCGUCGGCGUCGAGAACCCUAAGGUACCCGACGACAUCUACAAGCAGCACCUCGAACCCGCUCGGACCACCGCUGCUGUCACCUCAGCCAACGCCAACCUUGCCUCCACCUUUGUCAAUGCCUUUGUCAAUGCCGGGUUCGGGAACGACAAGCUCAUGAUUGGCGCCACGGAGGGCAACAGCUGGAUCUACAAGAACAAAAACGAGGGUAUGAAGAGCGCUACUGCAUCCAUCGGGAUGAGCAUGCUCUGGGAUAGCGAGGCGGGGAUCGACCAUAUCGACAAGUACUCUUACUCGUCCGAAGAACACAUCAAGGCCGGUGCGCUCCUCGCGAUGGGUAUCCUGCACUCGUCGAUCCGUACCGACCCCGAUGUGGCUUUCGCGCUGCUGGAGGAGCACGUCGACUCCAAGUCGACCGAGCUCAAGGUGGCGGCGAUCAACGGGAUUGCGAUCGCGUAUGCGGGCAGUCAGAGACGGGAUAUCCUCGAGAAGCUGCUUCCGCACGUGGCGGAUGAAACGAACAGUAUGGAGGUGGCGGCGAUGGCGGCGUUGGGAUUGGGGUUCGUGUUUGUUGGAAGUGGGGACGGAGAGAUUGCGAGCGCAGUAUUGCAGACGUUGAUGGAGAGGGAGCCGGCGCAGUUGGAGAGCGAGUGGACGGUGUUUAUGGGUUUGGCAUUGGGGUUGAUCUUCCUCUCAACGCAAGACGCCUCGGACGCGACAAUCGAGACCCUCCGGGCGAUCGACCACCCCAUGGCAGAGACGGCGGUCUGCCUCGUCGAUGUCUGCUCCUACGCCGGUACCGGAAACGUUCUCAAGAUCCAGGACAUGCUUCACAUCUGCGGCGAGCACGCCGAUUCGCAGAAGAAGGUGGCGAAGGAGCCCGAGGCGGCGGCCGCUCCUGCGCCAGAGACCAGCGAAGACAACAUGAUGAACCCCCGGGCACCGACGUCGAACGAUGCUGCUCCGGCGCCAGAGGCGGCUGCACCUGGUGCUACCGGCGCUGCUGCGGAAGGAGAGGCAGACGCGCCUGCUGCCGAGGAGGAAGAAGAGGAGGCGGAAGAGGGAGAGCCCAAGCCGCUCAGGCAUCAGGCGGUCGCGACGCUGGGUAUCGCGUUGAUCGCGAUGGGUGAGGAUAUCGGGAGUGAGAUGGCUCUUCGGCAAUUCCAGCACCUGAUGACAUACGGCGACCAGCCUAUCCGCGCUUCCGUCCCCCUCGCCCUUGCCCUCCUUUCCGCCUCCAACCCCCAAUUAGCCAUCCUUGACACGCUCUCGAAAUACUCGCACGACUCGGACCUCCAAGUCGCGCAGAAUGCGAUCCUCGCGAUGGGUAUUGUCGGUGCAGGGACCAACAAUGCGCGGUUGGCGCAGAUGCUCCGGGCGUUAUCGAGCUAUUAUCAUAAGGAGGCUGAAACGCUGUUUAUGGUUCGGAUUGCUCAGGGACUUGUGCAUAUGGGUAAAGGAACGAUUGGGCUCAAUCCAUUUUACCAUGAUCGUCAGGUCAUGCACCGUCCGGCUGUUGCUGGGCUGUUGGCGGUUCUCGUAUCCUUCACCGACUCCAAAUCUUUUGUCCUUGGCAAGCACCACUGGAUGCUGUACUGGCUGGUCACCGCCAUGUACCCGCAGUUCCUCAUCACAUUGGACGAAGAGAUUGAAGAGAAGGCAGUCACUGUGCGCGUUGGGCAGGCGGUCAACACUGUCGGUCUGGCAGGGACGAGGCAUGGUAUCAGCGGGUUCCAAACGCAUCAAACACCCGUGCGGAUCGGAACAGGAGAGAGGGCCGAGUUGGGGACGAACGAGUUCUUCCCGUACCAGACUGUACUGGAGAACUUUGUUAUUUUGAGAAAGAACGAGGCUUACUCUGCUGAGGACUAG
Molecule: messenger RNA, 3003 nt
Organism: Dioszegia hungarica
Lineage: Eukaryota; Fungi; Basidiomycota; Tremellomycetes; Tremellales; Bulleribasidiaceae
Product: armadillo-type protein
Exons: 12
Coding region: 1-3003 (1000 amino acids)
Biological process (GO): regulation of protein catabolic process; proteasome-mediated ubiquitin-dependent protein catabolic process
Cellular component (GO): proteasome complex; proteasome regulatory particle, base subcomplex; nucleus
Molecular function (GO): enzyme regulator activity
Source: RefSeq, a predicted model, not a curated record